Molecule: messenger RNA, 1595 nt
Organism: Mucor mucedo
Lineage: Eukaryota; Fungi; Mucoromycota; Mucoromycetes; Mucorales; Mucoraceae
Product: palmitoyltransferase PFA4
Exons: 4
Coding region: 161-1318 (385 amino acids)
Molecular function (GO): palmitoyltransferase activity
Source: RefSeq, a predicted model, not a curated record
CCCCAAAUUAUCUCUACUUUUAAUAAUAAAUAAUGAAUAUUUCUUUUAACAAACGCAACGUCAUUGGAGAAAGGAGAAAAGCUGGGUUUUGUUUUUUUUUACUUGAAAAAAAAAAAUAGGCUUUAGCUUUGUUCCUAGUUCUUUUUUCUGUAAAUAAAUUAUGGCAGGACUGGAGUCGAUACCUGAAAAGCUCAUUGUAGCUUUUGUCGUUAUUUUAAUCUCGUUUUUACAACUCACAACAAAUUUCUAUGUGCUGGGACCAGCAUUAGGUGGAUGGACAACUUUAUUUGCCCAAAAGCUUUUAGCUCCCAUGAACAUUCUCUUGAUUUCACUCUAUGUUAAUUAUUACCUUGCUUGCACAACCGAUCCUGGCACCAUACCCGAAGGAUGGGAACCACCUUCAUCCGUCCUGGAUCCCGAUGAAUCUGUGCCUAUUCAAGUAGGCAUCACCGGGCCUCGAUUCUGUAAGCAAUGCAACUGCUAUAAACCACCACGAUCGCAUCAUUGUAAGCAAUGCCGUAAAUGCAUAUUACGCAUGGACCACCAUUGUCCUUGGCUUGGUAAUUGUAUUGGUUUCGGUAACUAUAGUUAUUUCGUUCGAUUUGUCUUUUCCGUCAUGACUUGUUGUUCCUAUGGUGGUUAUCUUUUAUUAUGGAGAUUACAGCGGAUUCUCGAUAUGCGAAAAAGUGUUUGGUAUGCAUCCCAAGUUUCAACUGCAGAAUUGAUGGUGAUUGCAAUCGAUCUUACCUUAAUUGUGAUUGUCCUUAUUCUUGUAGGUGUAUUAGCUGUGUACCAUACAUAUUGCCUAUUAAAGGGACAAACAACAAUUGAAGGAUGGGAAAGAACAAAGACGACACGAUUAGUCAAUCGACGUAAAAUAGAUCCAGUGGAAUUUCCUUUUGAUGUGGGAUUCUAUCACAAUAUAUGUUCAGUGUUAGGCUAUAAUCCAUUACUCUGGUGCUUCCCAUUCCCUUCACCAGGCGAUGGAUUAAAGUAUCGGGUAAAGCCAAAUACUGAUCCCUUACUGCCGUACAGCUGGCCGCCACGGGAUCCCAAGGAUUUGGGACCCUCUAUUAUAGAACGGGUAGAACAGGAACAUAAAUGGGAUGGCCCAAAAUUAGUACGCCGUGAUUCUGAAGGUUACCUUGUGAAAGAGAUUACGAUGGAAGAUAGAAUGAAGAUGCUCUAUGCAGAAAACUUAGAAGAAGAGCAAACUGUAAUGGAGUUGAAUCCAGAAGAAUACUAUUACGACUCCAAUACCAGUGAUAUAACUGAUUACGAAUUGAGUGACCGUGAUGAAUGGCAGGAUGAAGACUAGAUUUAAUUAAAUAAACCCCUUGAUGUCAAAAAAACAAGAGGUUAUUAAUAGAUUAUUAUUAUUUUUUGUAUACAUGCACGUAAUUGUUUGUUUUUGUUUGCAUAUAUUAGUGAUACGUUCUCGAUGGGAUCAUCCUGUAAUUGUUGAAAAAAUAGCACAUUUCAGAUUGAUUAAAUGUAAUAGAUUAAUCUAUUUGAUUAUCUCUCUUGUCAUACAAUGAAAUCGAGUUUUUUCUUUAUUAUUAUUUUGUAUCGUAUUUUCUCCUUUUGCAUACAUG